GUAUGUUCUAUGAGUAAAAAUAAGAAAAUAUUUUAUAGAUUAUACAUUUCUUUUCAAUGUAAUAAAGCGUUUGCAGACCUACGUGUAUGUAACAUUUUUUUUCUUAUUUUUACUCAACAUAUACUGGUGAAUGCUGGUGAAGUUUGAUCGCUUAAUCCGAGGACAUCCUGUAUAUAAUUAGUAUGAAUCAGGCAUAAACCGUGAACGAUUCCAUGCGGAAUGGAAUGAAAUUUUUAUCCUAUUCAACAAUAACACCAAAAAUGUUUUGCAAAUAUCAUUUUCAUCACAUAUUCAUUUUAUAUUCCGCAUUUUAAAAGUUUAUAACAGCUUAUGAUACUGUAAUCACGUGAUUGUGUUCUGUCGCAUAGUGGUGAAGAUCAGUGACUACAUCGGGAAAAGUUAUCUUCGCAGUUUAGAGCUCAUUAUUAAAACUUAGAAUAAUUUGUGUUUAAUUGGGCGAUGAACUUGGUUUGUUAUUUAUUUUCACGUAUCUGGUAUGUGAGAGAGAGAUAUAAAAAUUUUGUACUGUGUACGCAUCAAAUGUGUAGGAUAUUCGCCAAUUUCGAUUAUCAGUGUCAAGUUUGUCGUAUGCACAGCAUCAGGCAGUAUCAUUGCAUCGAAUAAUUAACAGUGGGACUGAAUGACUUUACACACAAGAUUCAAUCUGUUUUUUCUAAUCUUCUCUGCUCCGUCAAACCCGAAAUCAUACGCACAGAGGAAGAUUGAAAUUAUUUUAUCUGAAUAACCGAUCUGCUUCAGAUACACAAGUGUGGAAUUUUUAUUUAUGGCAGAUUAGAGUUGAUCUAUCUAUUGUAUGUAUAUGACGCAUCUAUCAAUAAAAAUUUGUUAUAAUGCAGACACCAUGUCAGAAUUGACACUUCAUAUGUGGGUGUUGUUUCAUCGAAACAUCGAUACACUUUCGAACAUCGAUGAUGUUUGUGUAUAACACUAUGAGAAAGUAACAGGAAAAUAUGCAUAAAUGCAAAUCAACAAAUAUUACACACGAAAACUUGAUUCCUUAUUGGUUUGCCGCUACUGGAAAUACAUUUAGGAUACUGCUAAGGUUAGGGAACGGGUGCUAAUCAUGAAGAAUCCAGCAUCUAAUCAUUUAAAUGGAAACAGUCAUCCACAUCCAGUUUCAUCACAAAAUGCAUCGCCAUGCAUUGUGUCUCGUUAUGGAAAUAUAUCGAACAAUUACCAGGUACUAAAAGUCGCUGGAAAAGAUUCGAAUUGUUAUAUUGCCAACAAUAUUGUACCAAAAAUUGGUAAACAGCAGCUGGUGUCAUUGAAUGGAGGUUCCAUAUCCUGCAAUAGUGUGAAUAUUAAUGAAGCCUUGGCGUGUGACGUCGCUUCUGUACCAGCUGUAAAAACCAAAGCAUUAUGUGUGCACAUUCGAGAGAAUAAGUGGUACGAUGCUGGUAAUGUGGUUUCUGUAGGAGUGGCUGGAACUAGUUUAAACCAUGCAUUGGAAAGUAUGUCCUUAGCUUAUAAUCCUGCUACAAAGCAAAUAUAUUCUUUGGAGGAAUCUAAUGAAGAGCAGUUGGACUGCAAAUCUCAAUAUUUAGAUACUUCAUGUGAUUAUAAGGAAGAAUCCUUGAAUGAUAAUUUUAAGGUUGAUGAAGAUAAAUACACAAGACUCGAAAGUGGUAGUACAAACAGUAGCCCUAGAAACAGUUUGCCACGCAGCUGCAGUAGCACGGUGUCUUCCCUUAGCGAGGUGUCUCCUUCCGGAAGUUUCCUGGGCACUGACGACCAAGUGGGAGAAAAGGCAGAGAAGUCCAAACGUUGGGGAUUAAAUACACUUUUUCCAAAAAACGUAUUUUCAUGGAAAAACAAAGAUUCUCAGCAAUCUACACCUACAAGUAGUCCAUCGAGGAAUAUAGACAAAGUAGGAGGAAGUUUAGCUCUGAUUCAACAACCGAGACCAGCGAACCUACCAGCUAAAAAUGCACUCGAAGAGGAACGUCAUCGUAAGCAAUACAAUGCCAUUUUGGAAGCAGCAAGGAAACGGGAAUUGAAAGAAGAAAAGGAACGUAAACAACAGAGAGAAUUGCAACUUAAAGAGGAGGAAAGAUUGGCAGAAGAUUCUCAUACGUGGAACGUGCAUGUACUUCCAAAAUUUGAAAGUGUUCGAAAUGCAAAGAAAGUACGUGAACUGUGGUGGCGUGGUCUUCCGCCAAGUGUUCGUGGUAAAGUGUGGAAACUAGCUAUUCCAAAUAAUUUAAACGUAACGGCGAAUCUUUAUAAUAUCUGCUUGGACAGAGCGAUGUCGAGUCCUAUAAGUGAAACAUUGUCUGCAAUCAGAUUAGAUGUAUAUCGCACUUUUCCAAAUUUAUGUGUCUUUCAAGAAGGUGGACCACUAUCUAAUAGUCUUCAAGGUAUUUUAGCAGCCUAUGCAAUUUAUAGACCUGAUGUAGGUUACGUACAAGGUAUGAGUUUUAUUGGUGCUGUGUUAUCUCUGAACAUGGAACCUCCAGAUGCCUUCACCUGCUUCGCUAAUUUAUUAAAUCAUCCUUGUCACAGAGCCGCUUUUACAUUGAAUCAGAAGCAGAUGGAUAUUUAUUAUAAAGUAUAUUCUAGUGCACUUGCGCAUAAGCUACCAAAAAUUUUUUCCCAUUUUACAGUGGCUGGUCUUAGCCCAGAUUUAUACUUGUUAGAUUGGUUGUAUACAAUAUAUGCUAAAGCAAUGCCUCUGGAUGUUGCAUGUAGGAUUUGGGAUGUUUUUCUUAGAGAUGGGGAUGAGUUCCUGUUCAGAACAGCACUUGGUGUACUACACCUGUACCAAGAAGAAUUACUUAAAAUGGACUUUGUACACGGGGCACAGUUUCUCACUAGGCUCCCAGAGAAUUUGCAGGCAGAAGCUUUAUUCAACAGUAUUAGUCAAAUGUCUACUACUGUUGGAACAACGACGUUCCAACAAAUGUUAGUCCAAUUUUCUUCGUCAUAAUUUUGUAAAUUGUGACGAGGAAUCUAGAAAAAAACAAAAGGAAUCUCAAAUGCUAUUUUUGUUAUUGUGAUCAAUGGAAGAUAUUUUCUAUGCUGAAAAUUCGAAUAUAAUUUAUAUACAUUUUAAAGAACAUAUGUGAAAUUAUGCAUAAAUUUUAUAUAAUUUUAGAGCAUAAUUCGAUGUGUUUCUCGAAAUUAAUAUCGAAAGUCUCGUGAGAAAUAUUUAUUUAGAAUCAGUGUAUCAUUGUGAGAUUUAAUUGUUUGAUUAGUGUACAGAGAAAAUGAUGUUACAUUAAACUCCACUGUAUGGGAUCGCAAUGCUGAUGUACCAAUUCAUAUAUUUAAAAUAUACAUAAUGCAAGAGCUUUUCAUAAAAUUACAAACAUACGUUCAUAUAUUAUUGCUUGAUAAAUAGACCACGCAAAGAUAUUCUGCUCUUGAGAAGAAAAAAAGGAAAACGGAAUAUUCGAAUAUAAAAUUUGAUAAGCACUAUAUAAAUUAAUUAACAACGUAUAACGAGCUUUUUGUACACGUUCUACUGAAUUUCACUUCAUCUCUAACGUCGCGAAAGUCUUGCUCUAUUAUAUGACGUAUUUCUCAUUUUCGUUUCUAUCACGAUAUUUGGAGAUCAUUUUGACAAUUUCAAUAUUGCACAUCUACAAAUAGUGAUACAUGUACAAUGAUAAAUGCCCUACGAUAUACAUAAUUGCACUCUAGCUUUAAUACACAUACUUUGAAAUACCUCUCAUAUAUGUCUCUCUGCUGAAUCUUCGCUGAAAUGUAUACCAUAUAAAAUACUCUGCUUAGAUACAUAAAUAUAAUCAUCUUCUGGCAAAAAGUUACACUAUAAAAGAUAUUUAACGCAAAGGAAAAUUUCUGUUUUGAGUAUUACGAUAAUUGUUUUCAAACAUUGUCAUAUUCUCUCGUUGCCGUUGCCUUUUGAGUCUUCCAUAACGAGGCAAACUUACGGCAAGGAAAAUUCUUUCAUAUUUACAAAUUAUAAAUGAACAGACUACUGUUUCAAAACGCUUCGAUACCUAUUAUACGAAUAAUAAAAUUAUGUGCCACAUUAUUAUAUACGUAUCUCGAUCAAAUUAUAGUAAAUUUCGAUAACUCUUUCAUUUGAAAGCUGACUGGUGCAAAUAUAGCUAUUGAGAAAUAAAUAAAUAAUUAAGCUACAUAACUGAAUAUGUAAUAAUGUAAUUCUACGAAGACAUUUUCUAAGCUUUAACGAUAUUCAAUAUAAGUGUCCAUCAUACGUGAAAUAUGAGAUUCAAUUUUGUUAUACUUUCAUAAUGAUAGUAAAUUAACUUAGAACGAUUAAUGAAUACAAUUAAUUUUGCAUGAUCUAAGCUAAGGCGGAUGAAAGGACUAAAAAAAAUAUAUGAAAAUAAUAUGAAAUUAUAUCGUACGUGUUUCUUCUAUCUGUGAACAAUAUUUCGGGUCUUAAUUAUAAUCUUUUUUCGUUUUAUGUAUUUAUAAGAAUUUACAUUACGCACAAAAAAGUAGAAUUAAUAAAAUGAUAUUGACAUCCAAUUUUUCCUCCUUCUAAUUGGCGAUAGAAUUUUUAAUUUAACAACGUUAAAUGAAACAAGAUCCCUUCUUUCAGUGGCCUUUAUAACAAAUGAAAAUAUAUAUUGGACCUUAACUAGUUAUCAUUUUUCUAUUCAUUGAGACACGUCGUCUAAAGAAACUUCGAAAACAUAUUUUUUUACGCACUAUUACAAGUUUAUAAAUAAUUUUCGUUUCGAUCAUACUCGAGCUAUGUAAUAUUACACAUAAAAAUAGUACGCGGAACGUACACAUGUAUUUCGAAAUACAGACACUAAUAACUUUGUUCGCAGGCAUGGCUUACUGCUUUAGAUAGAUCUUGGAAGCUAUAAAAACUAAUCUGAGAAUAUAAUAAUAAUAUGAAAUGUUAUAUAGAGCUGUACGAUCUUAAUUGAUCUACACAUGCGCUAAUAUAUUAUACUUUACAAUUUGAGUUUUAUUUUAUAGACAUGUUUAAGAUAUUUAUUUGGCGGAGAAUAGUUGAAAAUUAAAUGUGAACUCGAAAUCUCUUAGGAUCCGGAGAUAUCCUAAUUUUUAAUUGACAAUACUCUCAUUCCAUCCACUAUUCGGAUUAACUGAUUACUCAACGGUUUAGCGUUCGCUAAUAGAUAUUUAUAUUAUUAAAUGCAACUGUAGAUAUAGGCACAGGUUCGAAAAUAGCCGAACAGUGUUGAAACUAUAUAUGAAAAUGAAUAUAAUUAAAAUUCAAAUGAAUAUAAUUCAAUUUGCAUCUUAUGAUUACGUACAGGAAGGCAUCCACAUAUCUGCAUUAAACAAUCCUCGUUAAUUAAAUAUAUUGCUUGACAUUAUUAAUGAAAAGAUGUCAUCGGAAAUUAUAUAGGAAAUAAUUUAAAAAAACUCGAUUUUAGUUAUGAUUUAGAGUAUUUGUAAUUUAAAGUAUCAUUUUACUUUCCUUACUGACGUCAAUGUUGAAAUUAAUCAGUGAUGUCCAUAUUUAUUUACUGACAUCAAUGUUGUAAUAAUCAAUAUAGUCCAUGACUAAUUAAUUAACGACGAAAUAUUUAUAUAAUUUGUUUGUACCAGCGUGUAUUCUUAUUAUUUCAUUAUUUUAUCUCUCGUAAAUUAAUAUGUAACAGAAUACAGAUUCAUGUUAAUAUUUCUACAGUAAUAUUCAUAUAUCAAUCAUUCGAUGGUUGAAUUAAUGGAAAAGAAACGAAUUAUUGUUUAUGUAUACAUUGUAUAAUGUAAGCUUCUUUUUAAUUGUCACGAUAGUCUUAAGUAAAUACUGUGUCGUAUUUUCUUUAGAAUCUCGUUAGUUUCCUUUAAUUAAACGUGUUGUAACGUGGUAUGGUACUAGGGCCAAUUGAUUAAAUUAGCAUAAAUACAAAUUGAAUGUAUGUCUUAUCAUAUGUAAAUGUCUUGUGAGCUUACACAUGAACUGCAGUGACAUACAUGUAGGCGUAUUUACGAAUAUUAUGUAUAAAUACGAAACUUUUAUGAAGAAUCAUAUCUUUAAUGUUUCACGUGUUAUAUUUAUCUCAGUAACGUUAAAAGGGUCGAACCGUUUUUUAUUCCUAAUUAGAUGAAUCGCAAUUCCUGUAAUUUAUCAGUAUUAAAAAUUGUUCAGCGAGACGUAACAUCGUUCUAUCGAAUGUUUACAAAAGAAUCGUGUUGUAUAUGUUUGAUAUGGUGAUUAAGAUUUAAUUAUUAGAUGAAUCCUAUGAUACAGCGAAAGAGCAUAGUUGUCGUUAUAGCUACACGUAUCUUAUGCCCCAUAUUUCGUUGUUUAACAGACGUUAAAAUUACAAUGCCUAACGAGUAAAUAAAUGAUGAAAGCAGAAUUUUCUGUGCGUGCGAAAUCGAACAUAUGUGGAUGAGCGAGGAUAAUUACAUGUAUGAUCUAUAUGCGACACUUCUGUGUUCCUUAUCGUUAGUGCCUCUCGACAGAGGAACUCAUUGUAUAUUUUUUACGCGUUUUAUCAUGUACAUUUACCUUAAGUGCAAUAUCGUAAUAUAUAUUUUGUAAAAAGAAAGGUCGGACUCAGUAUUUAUUUUAUGAAAUAAUGCACAUCGGCAAUGAUGUAAAACUGUACCUAUAGCGGUGUCAGUGCGUUAAGAAACUGUCACGAAAUUUUUACACGAAACGAAGCCGCGAAACAAUGAAACUUUUGUGGUGAUUUUAAGCUGUCGAGAAUGAACAAAUUUCAAGUAUACACAUACAUACAUAUUUUAACAAAAUUUCACGAAUAAUUUUACUUGAAAUUUUCAUACUCAUAUCUCUUCGA
This is a messenger RNA of Ceratina calcarata, 6743 nucleotides long. Its product is annotated as TBC1 domain family member 14. The transcript has a single exon. The record is from RefSeq and is a predicted model, not a curated record. Bases 1085 to 2947 code for a protein of 620 amino acids. NCBI's taxonomy places the organism in Eukaryota, Metazoa, Arthropoda, Insecta, Hymenoptera, Apidae. Gene Ontology annotation, molecular function: small GTPase binding; GTPase activator activity. Gene Ontology annotation, biological process: regulation of GTPase activity.